Messenger RNA from Erinaceus europaeus (western European hedgehog), 6436 nucleotides. RefSeq names its product coiled-coil domain containing 171 (gene CCDC171). NCBI's taxonomy places the organism in Eukaryota, Metazoa, Chordata, Mammalia, Eulipotyphla, Erinaceidae. The transcript has 26 exons. The record is from RefSeq and is a predicted model, not a curated record. The coding region runs from base 214 to 4221 and encodes 1335 amino acids.
GAACAGUUUUUGCGCUUAGUCCUUGACAGUCCUCCCGGGCUUCUUGCGCCCAUUGAGCUUGGAAGCUGCUCCCUGGGAGUCUGGGGUGUGCAGUGCGGACUCAGGGAGCCCCUGAGAUCUGAGCCCAAUAAACCUAUUUGGAAGAUUUUAAUCAUCAAUAACGUACAGUGUUACGAUAUAGUGGGAUAUUUUGAAAGAGUUGGAAGUCUUAUCAUGAGUUUAAGUGGUACAAAUAAUGGCAUUGGUGAUACCCAAAGGUUGAAGACAGCCUCAUCUGAUGUAAAGCAAGUACUAAAAAAUGAAACAGACUUGGAUAUUGCUUCUGAUCUCAGAAAGAAACUACAUCGUGCUAAGAAAGAAAAAUUAGAAAUAACAACUAAGCACAAUGCAGAGUUGGCAAGCUAUGAAAGCCAGAUUGCCAAGCUACGAGCUGAGGUUGAAAAAGGAGAGGCAUUGCGACAAAGUCUGGAAUAUGACCUGGCUGUUGCUAGAAAGGAAGCUGGUCUUGGAAAACGUGCUGCUGAGGAAAGAUUAGCUGAGGCCCACAGGAUCCAAGAAAAACUCUGUGCUCAGAAUACAGAGCUCCAAGGAAAGGCAAUUGAGAUUGAGAAAGACUUCCAGACUUCCCAGCAAAAAUGGAAAGAAGAAUGCAGACGGUUUGAAUGUGACUUGGAAGAAAGAGACAAUAUAAUUCAAAACUGCAAUCGAGACUAUGACUUACUUAUGAGAGAAAAAAACAGAUUAGAGAAAACUCUACAGGAUGCAUUGGAAAACCAUCAGCAGGAGAAGAAUGAGAUGGAAUCUCAUAUUAGGGAGACAGCAUUGGAAGAAUUUAGAUUACAGGAAGAACAAUGGCAAGCAGAAAGAAGAGAGUUACAGUUUAUAGUACAGGAACAAGAUAGUGCUGUACAAAACAUGCAAAAGAAAGUAGAAAAAUUAGAAGUUGAACAUAUGGACUGUUCUGAUCUUUUACGACGGCAAACAAGUGAACUUGAAUUUAGCACUCAGCGAGAGGAACGUCUUAGAAAAGAGUUUGAGGCAACUACUCUCAGAGUGAGAAAAUUAGAAGAAAAUAUUGAAGCAGAAAGAGCAGCACAUUUGGAAUCAAAAUUUAAUUCUGAAAUUAUUCAGUUACGAAUUCGUGAUCUUGAAGGAGCUUUGCAGGUAGAAAAGGCAAGCCAAGCAGAAGCUGUUGCUGAUUUGGAAAUGAUCAAGAAUGAAUUCAAAGAAGUUGAAAGUGCAUAUGAACGAGAAAAGCAUAAUGCACAAGAGAGCACUACAAAACUAAAUCUAUUAGAAAGAGAAUAUUUCUCCAAAAACAAGAAAUUAAAUGAAGAGAUUGAAGAACAGAAGAAAGUAAUUGUAGACCUUUCAAAGAAACUCCAGUACAAUGAAAAAAGUUGCAGUGAAUUACAGGAAGAACUUGUAAUGGCUAAGAAGCACCAGGCUUUUCUAGUGGAGACAUGUGAAAAUAACGUGAAAGAAUUGGAAUCGAUCUUGGACAGCUUUACUGUGUCGGGCCAGUGGACAUCAGGCAUCCACAAGGACAAAGAUAAACCUCCCAGCUUCUCUGUUGUCCUUGAGACUUUGAGGCGUACCUUGACAGAUUACCAGAACAAGCUGGAAGAUGCAUCUAAUGAGCUGAACAACAUGAAUGAUGCCAAGGAAAAGGCAUCUAAUGAACUUGAUUCUACCAAGCAGAAGAUAGAGUCUCACACUAAAAAUAUAAAGGACCUUCAGGAUAAACUGGUUGAUGGUAAUAAAGAGUUAAGUCACUUACGCACUAAAUGUGCAGACAGAGAGGCUCUAAUAAGCACUUUAAAAAUGGAACUACAAAAUGUGCUGCACUGCUGGGAGAAAGAAAAGGCACGAGCAGCCCAGUCUGAAAGUGAGCUGCAGCAGCUUUCCCAAGCUUUCCGUAAGGAUACUGAGGAAAAGCUAGCCUUCCUUCAUGCCUUGUAUCAGCACUUGAUAGCAGGCUGUGUGCUCAUAAAACAACCAGAAGGCAUGCUAGAUAAAUUCUCUUGGUCUGAGCUUUGUGCAGUUUUACAGGAGAAUGUUGAUGCCCUGAUCGCAGACCUCAACAGGGCUAAUGAGAAGAUAAAUCAUCUAGAGUAUAUCUGUAAAAACAAGUCUGAUACUAUGAGAGAACUUCAGCAGACCCAAGAAGACACCUUUAACAAAGUAGCAGAGCAGAUCAAAGCUCAAGAGAGCUGUUGGCACAAACAGAAGAAGGAACUGGAGUUGCAGUACUCUGAACUCCUCCUGGAGGUGCAAAAGAGAGCACAGAAAUUUCAAGAAAUUGCUGAAAAAAAUAUGGAAAAACUGAACCGCAUUGAGAAGUCACAUGAACAGUUGGUUCUUGAAAAUUCACGCUUCAAAAGCAUGUUAUCACAGACUCAAAGGGAACAAUCAUGCUUGCUGGCAGCAUGCGCAUUGAUGGCUGGUGCUUUAUAUCCUCUCUAUAGCCGAUCAUGUGCUCUGUCUACACAGAGAGAUUUUCUUCAGGAGCAGGUCAACACCUUUGAGUUGUUCAAAAUGGAAGUUAGAACUCUAGCCCAUGCUUUGUCAACUGUAGAUGAUAAAAAACAAGAGGAAGCCAAAAUGAAGAGGAAACCAUUCAAAGGAUUGAUAUGUGUAUUCCGGAAAGGUGUCAUUGCAGUUUUGGCUGCAAACAGACUCAAGAUUUUGGGCCAAUCAUGUUCCUCUCUUUUUACCUGGAUGGAGAGUUUCAAAGAAGGCAUAGGCAUGUUAGUGUGUACAGGAGAACCCAAAGACAAGCAUAAAUUUCCAAAACAUCAAAAGGAACAAUUACGUUGUUCGCAAGCACUCAGUUGGCUCACUAGCUCUGACCUUCUUACUGCAAUAAUCUGUUCUAUGGCAGAGUUACAGGAAGCCAUUAGUAAAACAGAUCCGAAUUCCAGGACUUGUGGGCGUUUACUUAUAGGUGCAGCCAAGAAUUCAUUUGCAAAACUCAUGGAUAAAAUUAGUUUGGCAAUGGAGAGUAUGCCUUUGCACAGUAGCAGGAGUAUUACAUAUGUAGAGAAAGAUUCCCUGGUUCAGAGGCUGGCCCGUGGACUUCAUAAAGUAAAUACAAUGGCCCUGAAGUUUGGCUUAUGUGGUCAUGUACCUAUUUUGAAAAGCACCACAUCAUUGCAGAAGCAAAUUUUGGGGUUUACUCAAAGGUUGCAUGCUGCAGAAGUCGAACGCCGCUCACUGCGCUUAGAGGUCACAGAAUUCAAAAGAAAUGUGAAUGAAAUGAAAAAGGAGCUUGACAAAGCCCAGUUCCUGCAGAUGCAGAUAAAUGAAUUUAAGCAGUCUAAAUUGAUCACCCAUGAGAAGUUUGAAAGUGCAUGUGAAGAACUGAAUAAUGCAUUACUUCGAGAACAGCAGGCACAAAUGCUGUUGAAUGAACAGGCACAACAACUCCAGGAGUUAAAUUACAGGCUUGAAUUGCAUUCCAAUGAAGAAGCAGACAAAAACCAAACUCUUGGAGAAGCUGUUAAGAGUCUCUCCGAGGCAAAGAUGGAGCUGAGAAGGAAAGAUCAAUCUCUGCGUCAGCUCAAUAGACAUCUUACCCAGCUGGAGCAGGACAAGCGUCGACUAGAGGAGAGCAUCCAUGAUGCAGAGAGUGCCCUCCGCAUGGCAGCCAAAGACAAAGAAUAUGUUGCUAAUCAUAUGAGAACAGUAGAAAAUAUGCUUCAUAAGGUCAGAGAUCAGAUCUCCCUGUCACGGACUGCAGCAAGUAGGAAUGACUUCACCCUGCAGCUACCCAAACUGCACCUGGAGACCUUUGCAAUGGAGGGGCUCAAGGGUGGGCCAGAGGUUGUAGCAUGCCAGGCUAUGAUUAAAAGUUUCAUCGAUGUCUACCAGCUUGCAAGCACGAGAAUCACAACAUUAGAGAAGGAAAUGACAUCUCAUCGAAGUCACAUUGCAGUCUUGAAAUCAGAACUUCACACAGCUUGUUUACGUGAAAAUGAAAGUUUACAAUCGACAGGAUCACGAGAUCAUUCAAAUCUCUCCAUCCCUUCAAGAACUGUUGUUCCUGCUGACACUAUUAACAUUGGGGAUUUUUUGCCUCUGAAAGCUGAGCUUGACACAACUUACAGUUUCUUAAAGGAGACAUGUAGACUUCCUGUGCCUCAUGCUUCAACAUCAUCUAACUCUUCUCCAAUGGCUAUGUCUGCUAGCACCAAAAGACCAACUCACAUUGGAUUAUGACUUUAUGAAAUAAAAAAAUUACAGGGAGAGUUAGGACAAUUAAAACUGUUUGAAGGGGGAUUUUCUUAUCAGUUGAACUUUGUUUCAGCACAAUUGGCAGUGGGUUUUUAAAAAUUGUGUGAUAUCUUGAUGUGUGCAGGUAUCUAUGUCUCCUUGAAUAAUGAAUGACCAACUCAUUUCCCCCUCUAAGUUUUAUUUAUUAUCACAGUUGCUCAUUUUUAUGUAACAUAUUUUUAAAUGUUAAAGAAUGACACAUUUUUGGUAAUUUCCCUCAGACUUAAAAAAUCAAUAAGCCAUUUUAGUCUCUAUCUAUCAAAGUUGUUUCAUACUUGUCUAUUUUAAAGCAGGACUGCAAUACUUUAAUAGGAUUUAGAGAGCUAUUUGAAAUGUAUGCCAAUGAUUCCUGUCAUUUCAUGGCAGCCCUGCCAUGGUUCACUGAGCCCCCUCUUCUCUCUUGUCAGCUCAACUGAAGACAGGCAUUUAGUUGCAAACUUUAAGCAGGUUGUGCAAAACAGAAAUGAUGUGGCUGCUUCUCCUCCUGCACAAUAAUGUCACUCCUGGUCAAUGUGAGAAGGUCAGGUUGCUCCUUGUAAAGCUACAUGAUACCACUUGCCCAUUUGAACAAGUUAAGUUAACUGCUAAAUCUGGUCCCUGCAGGCACUGAAAACUCAUCCUUUUAGCAGGCUGCAUUUGGUAAGAAAGUAGAACAAUUGUGCUGAAAGGAUUUCUGUGAUAUACCUAGGCACUUUUUAAGGACAGUUCCCACACCAGUAUAACAGGUGAUAUAUAUAGUUUAAGCUGAAAAACUUCAAGGUAAUAGCUGUUUUGACCUUCAAAAUAGACUCCCUUUUUUGUUUUUGUUGUUGGUAGGACCCAAGAGUGACGCCCAUCUUUGAUGCUGACAGAAUUUAAAACAAGGCCAUCGCCCUGUAUUUUCUGCCUUGUAGCACACAAAAGUAAAAUUGUAUGUCAGGCCGAGAUGUCGGGGAGCUGACAAGAUGCCCCAGUGACAUUUCAGCUAGAAAGAGCAAGUGUCUUGCAACCAAGUGGUCAAAUAUCAAAUAAUAGGUCAAGCAGGAAGGAACUGAGUUCUAACCACAAAGAGGUUUCUGGUAACUUACUUGACAAGCUUUUGGGCGCUUUGUGGCUUGACAAAGUGAUGUUCUGUUGGGUAUCACUAGACAGACUGUUCUUUAUUGCCUUCAGAAGAUCAGACAUUGACAUUGAUUAAACUCUUUAACCCUUAAAGGUUAAAUUCUCGCAGUUUGCAUCAAGGUAAAGUGAAGAACAAAAGAACAGUUAUAAUGUAUUUUUUUGCAUCAUUUUAACGUCCCAAUGAUAUUAACCUCUGAUGUGAACUGCAUUUUUUACAAAGAUUUUUUAUGCAAAAUCAGUAUUUUAAAAUUAUUUUUCCUUAUAGAUCCAUUAGAAAAAUAACAGUAUGAAAAAAAUAACAGUAUGUAUGAUGGAAUCUAUAUUGUCUUAUCUGUAUAGUGACAUUUGAUUAAAAUGUACUCAAGUCCCUGAUAAUUUUUUUUUGUUAGCCAUGGUAAAUAAAUUGUGUAUACAAGCAAUUUAUAUUGUUAGUCAAAUUAGCCAAGUGACAUAUAUUUUCCUGUAGUGUCUUCUGAGAUAACACAGUACUAUGAUUGUUAACUGCACACUGCAAUAUUAUUUCUUAUUUUAUUGAGCCAGUAUAAUCAGUUUCAUGUAAAUCUUUAGAAAGCUCUAUAUGGAAAGUUUUAUCUUUUACUGAAGUUCUCUUUUUCCUCUCCUUGGGAUUAUUUUUAUUAAUCAUUUGAGCUUUUACACAGUAUUCCCUGUAUAAUUUCAAAUGUACAAAAUUCAACUUAUAAACUUAUUGUAACACAGAAAAUGCUGAUUCUUUUUAUUAAGAUCAUAGAAUACAUCUCCUGUAAUUCCAUGCAGUGAUUAAAGGUAUUAUCCAUAUGGAAAUCUACAUACAGAUUUUUAGUUCAUGUGAUAUCACUAAACUCUCAAUACUUAUACUAUUGAAAAGCAUCUUGUAUAACCUACAUAUCUAUGUUUGUGUAUUUAAGUCCAUUUAUGUUGAGUCUGUAUCCAGGUUCAACUAAUUUAAGAGAACAAAACACUUUUGUAAACUACACUUUGGACAGAUCUUUGUCUUGCCUUAAUUUUAAAAUCUGCUAAUGGAAUAACAUCCAAAAUAAAAAUAAAUGUAUGUGUCUCUCCA